AUGCCUCGGAAAAAGCAAAAGCUUCCUCCAUCACGCACAAAGCAAGGCUCCCGGCAAAAUCCCAAAGGUCAGGGGGCCAAGGCACAAGCCGAUGUCGCUAAUAAACAGAACAAAUUGCCAGUACAGCAAAAUCAGAGGCCCAUUGUUCCAUUCCUGCGAGGAGAUCGAGUUCUGUUGAUUGGCGAAGGUGACUUCUCAUUUGCGCGCUCGCUGGCAAAGCAAUAUAAAUGUCGCAAGCUCUUGGCCACCUGCUACGACUCCCAGGAGACCCUACUGAAGAAAUACCCUCAGGCUGCGCAAAACAUCCACGACAUCUUGCACUCGAAGGUCAAAAGCAAGGCCAAUGAAGGCCCCCUGCCUUCAGAAAAUCGACAAGAACCAACAGCGAAAAGCGCUCAAGGUCCUAAGGUCCUCUACUCCGUUGAUGCCCGCAAGCUAGGCCUCCAAGGCGGUGGCGGCAAGGAGGUAAGGGCCGGUUUCACUCGGAAGGAGCCGAAGAAACCUGCGUGGAAAACCAAACAAAGCAAAUCAAGCCCACCCCCCCCGCGCACCCCGAAUGGGCCGUCCGCGCCAACCAAGAGCUCCUCGUUGAGUUCUUCAAGGCGUGUGUUCCUCCUUCUUUCCGCGGCGCCAGAACCCGCCGAUUCUGACGACGAAUGGGAAGAAGAGGAGGAGGAGGAGGAUGACGAAGAGACUGAUGAGGAUGACGGGGAAGGAGGCGACGCUGACGAGUUGGCCUCUGGAAAAGCGACACGGACCGAGCCCGGCCAGAUCCUGGUGUCGCUUUUCGAGGCAGAGCCAUACACCUUGUGGAAUAUCAAGGAUCUCGCACGCCAUGCAGGCCUCCAAGUCGUAACGAGUUUCCGAUUUCCGUGGGCUUCGUACGAGGGCUACUCACAUGCGCGAACCCUCGGCGAAGUGGAAGGCAGAGAUGGUGGCAGAGGCGGUUGGAGAGGAGAAGAUAGGAAUGCCCGGAUGUAUGUCUUCCAGGUAAAGGACGAGGUUACAAAGGGGAACAAGAAGAAGAGAGCCCGGGCCGACAGCGAGAGUGAAUAG
Messenger RNA from Penicillium chermesinum, 1056 nucleotides. RefSeq names its product 25S rRNA (uracil2634-N3)-methyltransferase. NCBI's taxonomy places the organism in Eukaryota, Fungi, Ascomycota, Eurotiomycetes, Eurotiales, Aspergillaceae. Gene Ontology annotation, biological process: rRNA base methylation. The transcript is spliced from 3 exons. Gene Ontology annotation, molecular function: rRNA (uridine-N3-)-methyltransferase activity. The record is from RefSeq and is a predicted model, not a curated record. Bases 1 to 1056 code for a protein of 351 amino acids. Gene Ontology annotation, cellular component: cytoplasm.